Messenger RNA from Bufo gargarizans (Asiatic toad), 1493 nucleotides. Its product is annotated as cytochrome c oxidase assembly protein COX20, mitochondrial. Gene Ontology annotation, biological process: mitochondrial respiratory chain complex IV assembly. The record is from RefSeq and is a predicted model, not a curated record. NCBI's taxonomy places the organism in Eukaryota, Metazoa, Chordata, Amphibia, Anura, Bufonidae. Bases 115 to 465 code for a protein of 116 amino acids. The transcript has 4 exons. Gene Ontology annotation, cellular component: mitochondrial inner membrane; mitochondrion.
UGACCUCCCCAGUUCUAGAGCGAGAGCCGCGCACAAGACGCUCUAUCCUUCUCUUCGUCUCUGUUGUUUUGACAGGUUGGAAAUUUGAAGGUCGGCUCGGGAUUGCCCACCAAAAUGGCGGACGAGGAAGGUGGGCUAGAGAAAGAAAAGUCCUUUAAGUUGCUUUGGAUCCUGGAUGUUCAGAAGGUACCAUGUGCACGUGAAUCUGUGCUGUUUGGAUCUGUUGGCUCUUUGGUGAUUGGUGUUGGACAUUUUCUAGCAACAAGCAGAGUUAAACGUUCUUGUGACUUGGCAGCUGGUGGAUUCAUUCUUAGUACCUUGGGCAGUUGGUUAUACUGUAGAUACAACUAUGCAAAACUGAGGAUUCAGCAAAAAAUAGUACAAGAUGGCAUUAAAAAGAAGGUGAUAUAUGAAGGCAGCAAUAUCGAUCCAACAGUUAACAACAGCAGUAAAAGCGGCUCAUGAACCAAUAAUCACAACCAUGGACUGGGAGAACAUUACAGAUUUCAUACAGAUGGAUACCCCAACACGGGGCUGGAUGAGAAGCAGCUUAAAGGUGUUGACCAAUUUGUUAAUUGACCAAUUUGCAAUAGCCCCCACUCAUUUGGUCACUUUACAUACAUCAGCCACUCAGGGAUCUGUAAACGCUUACAAUCCUCCAACGCUGCAUCCAUAGGGCGCAAGAUUGACCACAUCACCGCUUUUGUGCUGUCCCUGGACGGAUCCUCUUCUGUGCUUAAGCUGUACAGGUCAGUUUACUGGACAGCGCAUGCGCAGAAGAGAAUCCAUCCAGCAACAGCACAAAGUGGUGAUGUGAUUAAUCCAUCUUGCUUUCUAUGGUCACAGAGCCCAAAGAUUGUAGGUGUUUACACAUCCCUUAUAUGGGCACCUCCUGCUGCGUGAUGGACAUAUGGAUGUACUGUAUGCCACAUCAAAAAGAGAUUGGGGCUAUUGCCAAACCCCUUUAAGGCCACAUUCUGGUCAGUAUUUUGCGUAAGCCAAAACCAGCAAGGGAACAGAGAGCAACACUAUAAGGCCAGUUCCAGAUGAGUGAAUUCCCGUAGUGAACUGUUGGCCUAUAAUGUGCAACUCAUUAUAGUGGAGUCACACAGCGUUUAUAAAUCAUUAUAAUCCUGUUAUGUCCGGUCGAAGGAGCAGAGUUCACUAUGGGAAUUCUCUCUCCCACACAGAGCAUUUCACGGCAUUAACUCGUCUGAAACUGGCCAUAUAGAAACAUUUACAACUUUUCCAUUCUUUGGAUCUAUUUCUGGUUUUGGCUUCUAAAUACUGAUGCAGAAUACAGCAAUGUGAAAGAGGCCUAAUAAUGCAUCUAAGCACUAUCAUGUUUAUAUGAUUUUUUUAUGUAGUUUUGAUUCAGUUAUAACAUUCAAAUUUGUUGGCGUGUCUUCUGGAUAUGUCAUCUAUUUAUUAAAAUUGUACAUUCUGGCAUAUUUUAUCUUGUCAUAUGGAAAUAAUAAAUGCAUUAUACUUUC